Linum trigynum is the source of this 2436-nucleotide messenger RNA. The record is from the annotation of a GenBank genome assembly. Lineage: Eukaryota; Viridiplantae; Streptophyta; Magnoliopsida; Malpighiales; Linaceae.
CGUAGGGAUAACUGGCUUGUGGCACCCAAGCGUUCAUAGCGACGUUGCUUUUUGAUCCUUCGAUGCCGGCUCUUCCUAUCAUUGUGAAGCAGAAUUCACCAAGUGUUGGAUUGUUCACCCACCAAUAGGGAACGUGAUCUGGAUUUAGACCGUCGUGAGACAGGUUAGUUUUACCCUACUGAUGACAGCGUCGCGACAGUAAUCCAACCUAGUACGAGAGGAACCGUUGAUUCGCACAAUUGGUCAUCGCGCUUGGUUGAAAAGCCAGUGGCGCGAAGCUACCGUGCACUGGAUUAUGACUGAACGCCUCUAAGUCAGAAUCCGGGCUGUCACCGACGGGUGCAUUCGCUGCCCAUUUGCCGACAAGCGGGCGGAUGAGUCCGACGGGCCGCCUUGAAGUACUAUUCCUACCGAGCAGCGGAUAGAAUCCUUUGAAGACGACUUAAAUACGCGACGGGGUAUUGUAAGUGGCAGAGUGGCCUUGCUGCCAUGUUCCACUGAGAUUCAGCCCUAUGUCACUCCGAUUCGUCCCUCCCCAUCCUCAAAACUCCCCCAACAUCAAGCGAGGCUUAGACGCCACCAUCCAAGGCUUAAUAUGCCCAAGCCCCAAGAACCAAGUGCGUGGCAACAAUAUGAUGAUAGAUCAACUCUGUGCCCCUUAUAUGCCCCGGCUCACUAUGCCUCUAUUAUUUCUCAAGUCCCGGUCUAUCCAAAUCUCAUGCUUUCCAUGGCCAAGGCAUGUAUGAUGAUCCAUUGUGCCAAACACAUGAGCAAAUGUGUUGUCAUCAUGUUCAUCUCGCCAAGUGCACCCGGCAGAGAAACCCAAGUGCACCCGACCGAGAAACCCAAGUGCACUCUGCCGAGAAGGCAAGUGCACUCGGCUGCGAAGCCAAGUGCUCCCAGCCGCAAAUUCAAGUGCCCCCGGGCGCAAAUCCAAGUGCUCCAUGCCGCAAAUUCAAGUGCUCCCGGGCGCAAAUCAAAGUACUCCAGCUCGCAAAUCCAAGUGCUCCCGGGCGCAAAUCCAAUUGCUCCCGGCUGUAAAUCCAAGUGCUCCCGGCCGCAAAUCCAAGUGCUCCAGCCCUCAAAUUCAAGUGCUCCCGGCCGCAAAUCCAAGUGCUCUCGACCGCAAAUCUAAGUGCUUCCGACCGCAAAUCCGCAAAUCCAAGUGCUCCCGCCCGCAAAUCCAAGUGCUCCAGGCCGAAAAUUCAAGUGCUCCAGGCAGAAAAUUCAAGUGCUCCCAGCCGCAAAUCCAAGUGCUCCCGGACGCAAAUCCAAGUGCUCCAAGCCUCAAAUUCAAGUGCUCCCGGCCGCAAAUCCAAGAGCUCCAGGCCUCAAAUUCAAGUGCUCCCGGCCGCAAAUCCAAGUGCUCCAGGCCGCAAAUCCAAGUGCUCUAGGCCGCAAAUUCAAGUGCUCUCGGUCGCAAAUCCAAGUGCUCCAGGCUGCAAAUUCAAUUUCUCCCGACCGCAAAUCCAAGUGAUCCAGGCCUCAAAUCCAAGUGCUCCAUGCCGAAAAUCCAAGUGCUCCAUGCCGCAAAUCCAAGUGCUCCCGGCCGCAAAUCCAAGUGCUCCCGGCCGAAAAUCCAAGUGCUCUAGGCCGCAAAUCCAAGUGUUCCAGGGCGCAAAUCCAAGUGCUCUAGGCCGCAAAUUCAAGUGUACUCGGCCGAGAAUUUGCGGCCAGCUUGGGGAUUUUUGGCCUGUUUUGCAGCCUUGCCCUAUGCUAUGGCUGAAAACACAUGAGCAAACUUGGCUCAUUGAGGCUUAUCGGGCCGUUUCACCAAAAUUAACUCGAGUGCCACAAACGGCGUUGAAAUGCAUUGAAACAACAUUAGAAGUUGUCCAAACAUGAUUCAAUGAUCCAAAUAGUUAUUUCAUAAUGAUAUGCUAACACAUAAUAUUGGGCACUUAAACAUAGACCCACAUUAAGUCUUGGUUGUUAUGCGGCUUCAAUGGUACCGAGACCCUUUUUGAAGAGUUUGUAAAAUUUUGGCGUGACUUUCUCAAUAUUAUUGUCCCAUUCAAAUAUAUACAUGUUAAGGUGCUUCCAAAACAAAUUUCACAAAAUUUGGAGUUGUGUUGGUAUUUUUUUAGGUUUGGAAGUUUCGGCAAUAAAAAACUCAUAGACUAUAAUCUACAAAUCCAAACCUUGUGAAACUUUGCGGGAGACCUAGAAUUAGUGUCCUUAACAUUCAUGCAAAAAUUCGUGUCAAAAUUCCUUAAAUUGAAGAUUUUAUGGGGGUGUGACUCCUUGGACAUUGGCAUGUCAACCUCUGACAGUGUGCUUAAAACCUUAAGAGCUCUUUAGGGGGGUGGUGCUUGUCUGCCCCCAUGUGGUCCUAGGGAGGCCACGGCCAAUGAUGGACGGGGAUCUUGCCUCGUCUUUGGCCAGCCGAGGCAGUGAGGGAAUGUUUGUUGUGGGCAAAAAAGUGGGAUUAAACGU